Molecule: messenger RNA, 348 nt
Organism: Trypanosoma grayi
Lineage: Eukaryota; Euglenozoa; Kinetoplastea; Trypanosomatida; Trypanosomatidae
Exons: 1
Coding region: 1-348 (115 amino acids)
Source: RefSeq, a predicted model, not a curated record
AUGCCUGUUGACGUUCUGUUCGCAUGCAGCGCCGCGGCGCACUUACCGCGGGUCGGUCUGGCGGGGGACGGUGGGAGAGGCGCACGCCUCCCCUCCCCCAUUGGCACCCCUAGAUUUGCUUAUGUGACUCCGCUGCUUCUGCUGCUGCUGCUGACGACGGCGAAGAUGACGAUGAUGGUGUUGUUGUGCAUUUCGUCAUGCUUUGCUCCCUUCCUGCGCUGCCCUCCGUUGUGGCCGCCUGCUCGCUCAGCGCCGCACAGCUCACGCACGCAGACAUCUUAUCGUGCCGCUUCACCAUGCACCUUCUGCUGGCGUUGUUUUGAUUUUUUUUCUUCUUGUGGUUGUUGA